AUGAAUAAGAGAACUCUGUCGAGUGAUGAAAACGAAAAUGAAAAAAACAAAACAGGAGUCAAAAGAUACUUAAUGAGCAAUGAUGAUCAUUUCGAGAGUCAAAAAAUGUACCAUGAAAAAAAUUGCGCUUCAAAAAUGAACACAAGUACAUUAAUUGAAAUCAAAGAAGAUGAAUAUGUUCUUUCAGACAUGAACAAUAAUCUCAACGGGAAUGACAAUGAUGGGGAUCCUAAUUGUGCUAUUGGACGAGGUACAUCUCUGAUAGAUGGAAAUAUGGAUCAUGACAGAGAGAAUACGAAAUAUGGUGGUGUUAAUAGUAUGGGUGAAUUUGGAUAUAGUAAUGUAAUGGGGGCAGGAAGUUGUGUAAUGAACAGUGAAGGAGGAUCGAAUAAUCAAGCAGCAAAUAUUUAUUUCCAAAGUGAUAGCAAAAAGAGAAAAGGAAGUAAAUACAGUGGAAUGCCAUUUUUGAAAAAAGAAAAAAAUUGUGUAAAUACAUUCCUGAUUUUAAAAAAUGUACCGAGAGAUGCAGAAGAAGAAGACAUAAAAUCAUUUAUGAGACCAUUUAUAAAAAACAGUAAUCCAGAAAUUUUGUUUGAUCGAGAUUGUAUUAUAGUUAAGUUGUAUGAUGAUGACCUGAACAAAAAUAUUUAUAAUUAUUUUAAUGAACAUCCAACGCAAAUAAAGGGUUCAUUUGUGAGUGUAAAAUUGUCAAAACUGAAUGACACAACUGAUGGUUCGAUUAAUAAAGAAAACUUGGAUGAAUAUGAAAACGGUGCAAAUGUUAGCGCAAAUGUUAGCGCACAUGUCGGAGCAAAUGCGAAAGAAGCACCGGAUGGUCUGAAUAAAAAAACCGGGAAAUACAAUAAACAGGAGUCAUCAAGAGUUAUACUAGUAUCCGUUCUGAAUUUACAUUACCCUGUUGAUAUUGAAUUAAUAUAUUACCUAUUUAGUAAGUGUGGAACUGUUGAAAAAAUUAUCACCUUUUCUAGAAAUCCUCUAGUUUAUCAAGCCUUAGUACAAUUUCAAAACAUCGAAACAGCACAGGAGGCUAUAAAAACGUUACAUAAUAGAAAUAUUUAUGAUGGUUGCAACACAAUUCAGAUACAGUACUCCUUUUUAAAGGAACUUGUUGUAAAGGCAAAUAAUUCAAGCUCACGGGAUUACACCACGUCCAACAUGAACAAAAACAAAAAUCUCCCCAAUUUACAAACUUCCCAUGGUGUCCUCCCCACCCCGACUCGGAAAGGAAAUGAUCCUGAGUUGUAUUUGUUAUUAGAAAGGAAAUUCAAGCUAGUAGAUUUUGACGCAAAAAAUGCAUCCAAAACACCAGUUUUAAUUUGCUACAAUAUCCCAAAGGAUUACACGGACGUUCAUAAGCUAUUUAACUUAUUCAGUGUUUACGGAUUUGUGUCGAGAAUAAAAAUUCUGAGAGAGAAACCGGAUUCUGCUCUCAUCCAAUACUCAGGCUAUUUAUUCGCUUCUGUGGCGCAGGAAUGUUUACAGCACGCAAAAGUUGGAGAUCAAAUUUUGGAAUUACAUUUCUCAAAAAUCCUCGAUAUACGCAUUGCCCCUCAACAAAAGAAAAUAGAAUCCUACAAGGCCAAAUCAUUUAGUAGCUACGAUCAGAGAUAUUUGAUAGCAGAUCAAGCAAAAUACAUAAAAGGAGCAUGCAAACCUACGAAAACAUUAUUCAUAUCAAACGUGAGCGAAGAAGUAACCGAGGAGUGUAUAAUGAACUUAUUUAUGAAAUAUGGAGAAAUCAAAAAAUUAAAAAUACAACCAAUAAAGGAGGGAAAGAAACAUAUAACCAUCACCGUGGAGUUAAGUUCAGAAGAUACUGCAACAAGGGCUUUAAUGGAUCUCCACAAUUUUUAUCUGAAAGAUCGCUUCAUAAAAGUAUCCUAUACGAAAACUCGUUUAUAA
Messenger RNA from Plasmodium gonderi, 1923 nucleotides. RefSeq names its product polypyrimidine tract binding protein. The transcript is spliced from 5 exons. Gene Ontology annotation, molecular function: mRNA binding. NCBI's taxonomy places the organism in Eukaryota, Apicomplexa, Aconoidasida, Haemosporida, Plasmodiidae. Gene Ontology annotation, biological process: regulation of RNA splicing. Gene Ontology annotation, cellular component: nucleus. The record is from RefSeq and is a predicted model, not a curated record. Bases 1 to 1923 code for a protein of 640 amino acids.